This is a messenger RNA of Lacerta agilis (Sand lizard), 4714 nucleotides long. RefSeq names its product uromodulin like 1 (gene UMODL1). Gene Ontology annotation, molecular function: calcium ion binding; protein binding; peptidase inhibitor activity. Lineage: Eukaryota; Metazoa; Chordata; Lepidosauria; Squamata; Lacertidae. Gene Ontology annotation, cellular component: cell surface; extracellular region. The coding region runs from base 23 to 4591 and encodes 1522 amino acids. The transcript is spliced from 21 exons. The record is from RefSeq and is a predicted model, not a curated record.
GUCCCCCCCCCCCUUUUAAAGAAUGAGGAAGGGAGUCUUUCCUCUGUGGAUUCCCCUUAAGAAAGGUCUCUCCUUGCUCAGCUACCAUUUAUGCAAUUAUACUAUAGACAAAAAUGUGAACAAAAUGGUUGCCUAUCGAAAGUCGUAUGAAAAGGAAACACUAUGCGGAGGGUGGAUUCCGUGGAGGACUUGCACCAAAACCUAUUACAAUGAAGAAUAUCACCCUGUCACAGUCCCAGAGAGUAUGAAUCUGACAGAUUGCUGCAAUGGGUAUGAGCAAGUUGGUCUCUACUGUGCCUUAUCCCUAAACAGUUCCAGUGCAUUUGCCUCAAGACCUGGUGCCUGUCCAACAAAGGAAGCGGAAGUGUUAAAUAUUUCGUGCACAUUGGAUUUGGAUUGUCCAGAACAUAAAAAAUGCUGCGAGACAUCAAAAGGCACUGGCUGUUCCGAACCUGUAUCAGAAGAGCAAACAGUGCCAAGAUACUGGUAUGAUGUGUCAGUCCUGGUGAAAAUGGAUUUUGAUGAGUUAAAAAGAGUGGAUCCAAAACUUCUGAAUCAUUCACGGCUUCUGCACUCUAUGAUUACUGGCGCACUAUGGCCCUUGGAUGCCUCAGUGUAUCAUAUUCAUACCGCACAGGCAGAACCCUAUACAGAGACAUUGGUUUCUCGGGUUCUGAUUGGACUGCAAGAACUGGUUCCACUGGCAAACGUUUCUUCUUUGUUGAAGGACAUUGUGAUGCGAGUGUAUGAAGUUAUCGACAUAGUUGUCCAAGAUGCCACAGACUCUGGUCCAGAUUCACUCAAUAUUCUAUUUAAAAUAAGAAAUUAUUCUAUUUCAGCUACAAAUUCAACAUCUGCAUCACAAGAACUCAGCAGACCAGUGGAUUCGAAAUGCUUAAUUGCUAUUGCAGAUGCUCCAGCUAUUAGAAACCACAGGAUCUUCAGUGUUACUAGCAGCAGUUUUGAAGUGGCUUGGAGUGUGAAUUCGACACGGAACCAUUCGUUCAAUAUAGAAAUAUACAAAGGCAAAGAACUUGUGCAACAAAUGGAAACCAAUGAUACCAAACUAGAUGUGUUCAAUCUGGAAGCAGGCAUAAUGUACACAGUGAACGUCAGUGCUGAAGAUUGUGGCAAAAAGACUGUCUCAAGUAGAAAAGUAAAGACAGAUGCCUUAGUAUUUGGUUUAACAAUAAGGAUCUUGAAUUAUAACUUCACGGAUCAGCUCCUCAACACUAGCAGUAUCGAAUAUCAGGCAUUUUCUAGCAUUUUGAUGACUGAGAUCAGAAAGUCACUUCCUUCAAAUAUGUCUGCAUUAUACCAGAUGGGAAAGCUGAAAGUGCAAAUAGACUCUCUUAGAGCUGGUAGCAUUGUCGUGAAACUUAAAAUCAUAGUCGAAGACUCAUUAUUUCCAAAAGACUUGUCUGCAUUUGAGCCAAUGAUUUCAUCACUGUUCAACAGUCCUGCAUUCCUUGUUGACCAAAAUAGCUCUCGAGUAGAAGACUGGAAUGAAUGUGCAUCCCGGGCAGAGAAUGAUUGUUGCAUGUAUGCAGAAUGUAUCAAUAUAUUGGGCUCAUAUAUGUGCAGAUGCAAGACAACCACAGAUGCCAAUCCAUCCCGACCUGGGAGAAACUGUGAGGGUGAUAUUGUAGAUCCGGUUACAGAAAUGGUGCCUGCAUUUGAAGCAAAUGCUACAGAAGGACUGCCUGGGACAGGUUCCACUCCUCUGGCAAUGUCUGAAGUAAGGGCAGUGACUUCAUUCACGUCUAAGUCCACUGAGACAAUAAUAUUGCCCUCAAAUGGGACCCAAGAGUCAAGCACUCUUCCGCCAGACAAAACCCUGUCAGCAUCUCAGAGAAUGACCACUUCAGGGUAUGUGAGGAACAAUUACAGCCAGAGUACUUCAGAAACUCCUGCUCCAGUAACAAAAAAGUGGAAUAAUGUAACGACCACCGGGUAUGUCAAGAAUAAUAACACCCUGAAUACUUCAGAAACUCCUGCUCCAGUAACAAAAAUGUGGAACAAUGUAACUACCACAGGGUAUGUCAGGAAUAAUAAUACCCUGAGUACUUCAGAAACUCCUGCUCCAGUAACAAAAAAGUGGAACAAUGUAACUACCACAGGGUAUGUCAAGAAUAAUAACACCCUGAGUACUUCAGAAACUCCUGCUCCAGUAACAAAAAAGUGGAACAAUAUAACUACCACCGGGUAUGUCAAGAAUAAUAACACCCUGAGUACUUCAGAAGCUCCUGCUCUGGUGACAAAAAAGUGGGACAAUGUAACUUCACCAAAUGAAAACUUAGUUGAAGAGAGAUCAACAACACAAGAAAGGCAUAACUCUUCAAUGUCCAUGUUUCCUGGCGUUUCAAAUAUUACAGUUUAUCCAUUUGUGAGAAAUGGCUCUGAAGUAGAGACAAGUACACCUAGCCUCAUAACUGAGAGAAGUUCUCAGCAAAAUGCAACUUCAGCUCUGAAUGUAACACAACACCCCACAUUUUAUGUUCUAAAUCAUACCCUUGACAAAGAGAUGGGGAAAGAUAACAGAUCUUGGGCUGAGAAAAAUCCACCCACAACAUUACCAUCUUUGUCUGGGGGCUACACAGUUGUCACCCCUGCCCCAGAUUGUGGUGUGCGCUUUCCAGCUUCAAAUAUCAUUUUUUCCAAUGUAACCAGUACCAGCUUUCAAGUAACUUGGACCACAAAAGUUACACUAAAUGCUUCUUUCCACUUUCUGUUGCUUAAUGGAAAGGAGCUUAUACAAGUGCUGAAGACCCAGAGCCCCAACCUGACUAUUUCCGGACUAGAACCUGGGAUUUUGUACACUGUUGAAAUUGGGACAGAAGUUUGUGGAAAUAAAAGCAAACCAGUACAGCAUAAAGUAAAGACAGCUGCCCAGAUACUUAGUGGAACCGUCAGGAUAUCAAAUCUCAACUAUAGCUCAGGGUUCAACAACACAAGUAGUGAAGAGUAUCAAAAUUUUACACAGUUGUUUCUCACUGAGGUCCAUACGUCUCUGCCCCUUAAUAUUCUUCCGAAAAUGGAUGCUGGCUUGAUUAAAAUGUUGAUAACAAGUGUGACUAAUGGAAGUGUGGUGGUGAGCUUCAACCUCCUGAUUCCUGAAGACAUGGAUGCAAACAACGUUUCCAGUUCUUUCCUUGAGGCCUUUCACCACAGCCGCCAUUUCAUGAUUGAUAACAGCAGUCUCUCCAUACAUGAUUAUGAUGAGUGUGAGAGGGAAGAAACAGAUUGUUCUUCUGAUGCAUCUUGCUCUAAUACUUAUGGAUCUUAUGAAUGCAGCUGCAAAGAAGGAUUUGUCAACGCGAAUGCUGAGAGACCUGGGAGAAACUGUGAAGCACUUUCCCCCAACCCUGAUGCAGGAGGUACCCAGACAAAAGACCUGAGCAGCACAGUUUUACCUUUGACACAUCCAUAUACUUCAAACCAUGUGCCAUCACCUGCUGGAGAGGAUUCUUCUGUCCCCCAAACCAGAAGUUUGGAAAAUGCAACUACCAGCACUAUAUUUAGCAAUGCAUCUACAGAACUAAUGCUGAAUGUUCAAGUCUCACCCUUACCACCCAGUAAGCCUCCCCAGGGGUUUUUAAUUAAGAAAGCAGUCAGAGUGCUUUGCGAGAUUGAAAAAAUUGUCAUCACCAUUCAGAAGGACUUUUUGAAGCAAGAAUCUAUCCCAGAAUCUUCCCUGUACCUGGGAAGGCCCCACUGCAAUGUAAGCUCCAGCAAUUCCAGUCAUGUCAUACUUCGGACUGGGUGGAACGAAUGUGGAACUGAAGUACAAACCAACACAACACACACCAUAGUAAAAUCAGUUCUUCGAAAUGAUCUGCUUUCUUCAAGGGUCAUCCGCCACCUGAAGGUUGUCAGUCCAAUUCUUUGUGUGUUUCAAAAUGACCUCUUGACUUCAUCUGGAUAUACUCCAGAAGGGGUUUAUACCAUUUUUGAGGAUUUACAUGGAUCAGGACGCUUCUUAACAGAAAUGCAGCUCUUCAUUGGAAAUGCUCCAAUUCCCAAAAAUUUCACCAUCUCUGCUAGUGACGACCUAAUGAUUGAAGUGGGAAUACAGAGACAUGAUAGCAACCUCAAGGUGGUUGUCAGCGAAUGUUGGGCAACUCCAACUAAUAACUCAAAGGACCCUCUGUCAUUUCCUUUUAUAGAUGGCAGUUGUCCAGUUCCAAAUGCACACACCACUAUGAUUUCAAAUGGGAUAUCCAACAAAGCCCAAUUUAAACUGAAAAUAUUUUCCUUUGUCAAUGACUCAGUGGUUUAUCUACAUUGCAAAAUCCAUGUUUGUCUGGAAAUUCCGAGGAGUACUUGCAAGACGAACUGCAAUGGUUUCCGUUUGAUGAGGACUGGUGAAACUAUUGCAAUGCCCAAUGCAUCAUGGGGGCCUCUGCGCAAAUCCAGUGAUGAAGAAAAGCGUGGCUUAGGAGCAGGUUACACAGUCCUCAUUGUCAUUGGUGUAUUUGCCUUUAUAUUGGCAAUAACAGGUCUUUUAGUUUUCCGACACCAACACAAGGCUGGGGCAUACAAUUUCAAAAUCAAGUCUGACAAUUUUAACUACCAAGUGUUCUAUGACUGAACAUUUCAGUUUUCCAAAUGUAAGUUCUACCUUUCACUGAACUAUUGUUCAAAGGGCUAGCUUGUGUGGUCCCUGGGAAAUCUUUUAAAACAAGUUUUCCCUAGUGCAAAUAUAUGGACUGGA